This is a messenger RNA of Trichoderma breve, 438 nucleotides long. RefSeq lists its product as uncharacterized. Lineage: Eukaryota; Fungi; Ascomycota; Sordariomycetes; Hypocreales; Hypocreaceae. The transcript has 3 exons. The record is from RefSeq and is a predicted model, not a curated record. Bases 1 to 438 code for a protein of 145 amino acids.
AUGUCGACCCAGACAACCAUGUACCAGCAGCUGGCUCUGGCGCUGGGAGUUUGGGCCGUGGUGGUAGCAGAGGAGGAAGACGACGGCGACAAGGGCGAAGACAAGGGCGGCCGGCACCCUGGAAAGAUGACUCACACUUUCACAGCAUGUCGAAGAGUUCGCGGCGGCGUGGUCACCGUCCCAACCAUCAUUGGGCGUGGCCAAGGCGGGGCACUGUCCCGUAAACAACUAAUAGAAGCUCUGAGGAUGGGCACCGUGACCCCAGAAGAGUUGUUGAUGCAAAACCAGCGGCACCAAGCCCAGCAACAGCAACAGCAUCAACAAGGAGCAGCGGAAGAAGAAGAGGAGCAGCAAGAGCCAGAGAUGGUAGAGCCGCAGGAGCAACUCGAAGAGCUCCAACUAGAGCAGGAAGAAGAACAAGUAGGGGGUGAUCUUUAG